AUGGCUUCCGACUCUGCCUACGCGGCGUUCCUGGAUAAGGCCAACGAGGGUCUCACAGACGGCAAGACAGAGAGCAGGAAGACGGACAAGGCGGCGGGCGACUCAGCCUUCAUCGAGAGCAAGAGACUUGACGUCGAGGAGGACAAGAUCCCUUCUGCCUUGCGUAUCGACGCCUUCUACUCUUCCGAGACAGACGAGCCCUUUGAGCCUGUCGUCCUCGCCUGCGACCACUGGCCGUCAGAAGAGGAGUUUUCACGGCUCGUCCAUGGAGCCAGGCCCACACAGGUGAGCGUCCUCUCGGCCAGCCAGUUCGACAGACACGGCCAGUACGCGCGCGUCCUCGAGGCGGUGCAGAUGGCCAGCCAGGACGACAGCACCAGCGACGGCGACGGCCAGGCGAGAGUCUACCGCGUCCAGCACGACGAGACGAGGUGCGAGUACUGGCUUCUCACCAGGACCAACACCAGCCUUGUCGGCCUCAAGGCGAGGGCUGUCGAGUCUUGA
Molecule: messenger RNA, 504 nt
Organism: Microsporum canis CBS 113480
Lineage: Eukaryota; Fungi; Ascomycota; Eurotiomycetes; Onygenales; Arthrodermataceae
Exons: 2
Coding region: 1-504 (167 amino acids)
Source: RefSeq, a predicted model, not a curated record